Molecule: messenger RNA, 1345 nt
Organism: Emiliania huxleyi CCMP1516
Lineage: Eukaryota; Haptophyta; Isochrysidales; Noelaerhabdaceae
Exons: 1
Source: RefSeq, a predicted model, not a curated record
UGUGGGAUGGGCGACGACCGGCGCCGGCUCGAGGAGUCUGUCGGGUACGUCGUCUGCGGCAUCAACGGCUGCUGCCUGCCGGACCGGCACGCGGGAGACUGCAUCUUCGAGUUUGCUGCCUCUCGCUGCCGCCGCCGGUCGGCUGCUCCUGCUCCCGCGCCGGCGCCAGUGAAGCGGCGUCGGUCCUCCACUGCCGCGUCGGCUGCGAAUCCCUCGCCGCCGGCCCGGCGCGGGAAGGCGCCGCUCGCCGCCUCCGAGGCGGCCCUGUGCAGCAAGCUGGAGCGGUGCAGAGCAGCUCUCGGUGGCGCCGCCCUCGCCGCCGGCGAGGCAGCUCUGUGCGAGGUGCUCGAGAUGGCGCGUCGCGCGGUGCCCGACGCGGGCCUCGCAGGCGGCCUCCGCGCGCUGCUGCUGCUCGGCCCGGUGCAGGCGCAGCUGCUGCAGGCGGUCGAGGCUGCCACCGCGGCCCUGUCGCUCGACCCUCCGUUGCGGGCGGGUCCGCAGCUGACGAGCGGCGUCAGCCAGGUCCUGGCCUUGCCUGACGCGGCGCUCGACCCUUCCGCUCGCGCCGGCCUCGCACACCUUCACGCUCGGCUCGGCGCGGCGGCAGAGCAGGCGGCAGAGCAGGCGCGGGCGCAGCAGCCCGCGAGCGACGAGUCCGCCUCCUCCGACGGCGACCAGGGACCUGCACUGGCGUGCGACCGCUCGGCGAGCUCCCUGCCUCUCGGCUGGGGCAGCGAAGAGACGGCCAGCUACAAGGUGCAGGGCUACAAGGUGCAGGGCGGCGGCCGCAGGUCCCGGCAAGGCCGCGGCGGGUCUGAUCCGCCCGUCGACACCUUCGCCUUCCCUGCCUCCUUCCCCGCCUCCCUCUCCGCCUCCUUUUCCGCCUCCCUGCCCGCCUUUGCCUGCCUUCCGGCGGCCGAGCCGGCGCUCAUCUCCCUCUCGGGGCUUGAGGAGGGGCUUGAGGAGCCGGACCUCGACGACGCCGACAUCGCCGCCCGCAUGAUGGGCGCCGCCGCAGCCCUCUUUGGCGGGCUGAGCGAGUCGUCCCAGGGCCAGCCGCCGAGCGAGGCGGACACGUGAUGUGCUCCUGCGCCCCAUGGCCGAGAGUGGCCGUCCUUGGAGCCUCAGUGAAGGCUGGCGGCGCGAGCGAGCCUAGAGAAAAUACAGUACGUUCAGCGCGCGGGAUACCGACAGGAGUGUUAUCUAUUUUGAGAUUUGAGUGUUGAGAGAGAGCGUCGAGUUAUACGCGCGCGCUCUUUACGUUUCGUGUGUGUGUGUGCGUGUGUCCGAUCGUGUGUGUUGCUCGUUGCUGGUGAGUGGUGUGAUAUGGACGUCGCUCUAGCUA